AUGGGUCAAAUACGUUGUUGUGACUGCUCUAUUCGGACCAUUAACGCAAUUCCUUCUCUUGUUCGCGUUUCCGACAAUGAUUGUCUCUGGCUUGCUAGUACUGGUAGUGCAAUAUAUUCCUUCCAGUCCUUCUCUAGCAAUCAUGCAUUCUUCCUCGCCACCAGCCCAACCCUCGCUUCUCCAGCACCCCUCCAAGCUGAUCUCGUCAAAUUUGAUACUGACUUGUUAGCCCGUGCAGAUGGAAAUAUUCUCGACAUCUUCAGCGACCUCAAGGGCGUCGCCGAUGAGAUCCUACCAGAAAUUGAGAGUCUCAUCAAGAAUAACGCCCUCACACAGGACUUGGUUAUGCCCCUUAUCAAUGACCUCAUUGAGGCAAUCAAGAACGCGACGUCCGAGUUGGGAGGUUUGGAUAAGUCUUCAAUCGUUGUAGGAGGUACGAAUGAAGAGCUUGCUACCCUCAUAGCCGGGAUCGUCAAAGAUAUCUCGGGCACGAUGGACGGCUUGACAACUGCCAGUGUUGAUUUGUCUUCCUUGGACUUGGGCUCGAUCCUUCUGGACGCAGGCGAUGUUCUUGCAGGACUGGUCCUCACUGUCGUUGGAUUAGUGGGUGGCCUUCUAGCAUUGUUGCUUCCUCUGCUCCUUCCCGUCGUGGGCCUCCUUGUGACGAUCGUUGUGGGAUUAUUGGGCGGGCUUUUGGGUCUCAUUCUUUGA
Messenger RNA from Desarmillaria tabescens, 711 nucleotides. RefSeq lists its product as uncharacterized. Bases 1 to 711 code for a protein of 236 amino acids. The record is from RefSeq and is a predicted model, not a curated record. NCBI's taxonomy places the organism in Eukaryota, Fungi, Basidiomycota, Agaricomycetes, Agaricales, Physalacriaceae. The transcript is spliced from 6 exons.